This is a messenger RNA of Spinacia oleracea (spinach), 3528 nucleotides long. RefSeq names its product glutamate receptor 3.4. Gene Ontology annotation, molecular function: ligand-gated monoatomic ion channel activity. The transcript is spliced from 6 exons. Bases 488 to 3325 code for a protein of 945 amino acids. The record is from RefSeq and is a predicted model, not a curated record. Gene Ontology annotation, cellular component: membrane. NCBI's taxonomy places the organism in Eukaryota, Viridiplantae, Streptophyta, Magnoliopsida, Caryophyllales, Amaranthaceae.
UUUUGUUAUUGUAAUUUUUAGUUUUAUGCAUGCUGGGUAUUGUAUGUAAUUGACUAUUUGCCUUUAAUUUAGACAAUAAUUUAGUAAAUACAUGAUUUCCCGGGUAAUUAACUGCUUAAACAGGACAAAAGUUUGGCAUUUUUAUAUUAUUUAGAGUUUUGGGGACCAGAUUAUUGUUUAUUAGCUAACGGGAAAUGUCAGGCAUAUUUUAAUGAAGUCAAAUAAUGACAUUGAAAUUGAUUGAUGUUUUUUUAAAUGGAUUCUGAGUAGUUAGGUGAUGGGGUUUUGAUAAUUUUCUGUGAUGUUGAACAACUUAGAAGAAAAUUUAUUGGGGUUUUUGUAAAAAAUAGAUUCCAUAUGUGAUAUGUGGAUAAUAUACUUUGGCUCCUCACAUUGAUGGUUGAUUUGUUUGUUAGGGGUGUGCAAAUCUGGGUUCGUUAUGAUUUGAUUGAUUGCUCGUCCAAUUGAAAGCCUUUUUUUUUUCACCAUGGGAUUGGUUUUUACUAGAAAGCUUGGACAUGUACCUUGGAUGAGAGUUAUAUUGGUGUGCAUCUUUUGUAUGGUGGAAGUUGAACCUAGUUGGGGGAAGGGUGUGGCUGAAAAUUCUAAUGUAGUAUCGUCGUUUUCGAGGCCGAAGUCUGUGAACAUUGGUGCUCUUUUCACUUUCAAUUCAGUUAUUGGAAGAGCAGCUAAACCAGCAAUGGCGGCAGCAGUUGACGAUAUCAAUUCCAAUUCCAGUAUAUUGCAGGGAACAACACUAAACCUUAUUUUUCAUGAUACUAAUUGCAGUGGUUUCUUGGGAACGAUGGAAGCUUUGGAGUUGAUGGCGAAAGAUGUGGCCAUUACAAUUGGUCCUCAAUCUUCUGGCAUUGCUCAUGUCAUUUCUAAUGUUGUUAAUGAGCUCCGUAUUCCCUUAUUAUCUCUAGCAACAGAUCCCAAUCUCUCGUCACUACAGUACCCAUAUUUUCUUCGUGCAGUACAUAGUGAUUAUUUUCAGAUGAAUGCUAUUGCUGAUCUGAUUGUGCAUUAUGGAUGGAGAGAGGUAAUUACUAUAUUUGUGGAUGAUGAUUAUGGAAGAAAUGGAAUUUCUGCCUUGGGAGAUGCUCUUGCAAAAAACCGUGCCAAAAUUUCAUACAAGGCUGCUUUCCCUCCAGAUGCUUCAAGAAAUGAUAUAAACGAUUUGUUAGUUCAAGUCAGUUUGAUGGAAUCUCGGAUUUUUAUUGUCCAUGUAAACCCUGAUUCUGGUCUGAAGGUAUUUUCUAUUGCAAAGUCUCUUGGGAUGAUAAGCAAUGGUUAUGUUUGGAUUGCUACGGACUGGCUUCCUUCCGUUCUUGACUCGGUACCUGUAGAUCCUGUUACCAUGGAUAUAUUACAAGGAGUGUUGGCUCUCCGCCAUCACACUAAAGAUUCUCACCAGAAAUAUGCUUUUACGUCCAGAUGGAAGGGCUUGAAAUACGUGGGGAACUCUACCAUUAAUUCUUAUGCUUUCUAUGCUUAUGAUGCUGUUUGGUUAGCUGCCCACGCUCUUGAUUCAUUUUUUAACCAGGCUGGAAACUUAACAUUCUUUAGUGAUCGCAUGAUUAAUGAAAGUGCACUCAACUUAUCGAGUCUUCGAAUUUUCCAAGGAGGCCAGCAGUUGCUACAGAAACUGCUCCGAACGAAUUACACAGGCUUGUCAGGAGAUAUUCAAUUUGAUUCAGAAAAGAACUUAAUUAACCCUGCAGUUGAUAUACUGAAUAUUGUUGGAACUGGAUCUAAUAAGAUUGGGUAUUGGUCUAACUACUCCGGUCUUUCAGUUGUGAGUCCAGAAAUCUUGUAUCUAAAACCUCCUAACAAAUCCUCUAGCACCCAGCAGCUUAGUAGUGUUAUAUGGCCAGGUCAAGUCACCAAUAUUCCUCGUGGAUGGGUAUUUCCUAAUAACGGUAAGCCUCUGCAGAUUGCGGUACCCAAUCGUGUCAGUUAUAAAGAAUUUGUUUCUGUAGACAAAGAUCCCCAAGAAGUUCAGGGAUAUUGUAUCGACAUCUUUGAAGCAGCUGUAAAACUGCUUCCCUAUCCUGUUCCACAUAAAUAUGUGUUGAUUGGUGAUGGUAUUAGAAAUCCAGAUUUCAACAAUCUUGUCCAUGAUGUUGCUAUUAACAAAUACGAUGCAGCUGUGGGGGACAUAACUAUUGUCACAAAUAGAACAAGGAUAGUGGACUUCACGCAGCCAUACAUGGAAUCAGGACUAGUUGUAGUGGCCCCUGUAAGAAAGGUCAAGUCAAGUGCCUGGGCUUUUCUCAAACCUUUUACUCUGCAGAUGUGGAUCGUUACUGGGUCUUUCUUUUUACUUGUGGGAUUUGCUGUUUGGAUUUUGGAGCAUCGAAUCAAUAGUGAAUUUCGUGGUCCACCAAGUCAGCAAUUUAUGACAAUACUCUGGUUCAGCUUCUCAACAAUGUUUUUCGCACAUCGAGAGAACACUGUCAGCACCUUGGGACGAUUUGUGCUUCUAAUAUGGCUGUUUGUGGUUUUGAUUAUCAAUUCUAGUUACACGGCUAGUUUGACUUCUAUCCUGACAGUGCAGCAGCUAUCAUCAAGAAUCGAAGGAAUUGAUAGUUUAAUCUCAAGUAAUGAUCCAAUUGGGAUUCAGGAUGGUUCAUUUGCUCGUGAUUAUCUUGUUAGGGAACUCAACAUAGCUGAGUCUCGGAUAAAAAGCCUCAAGAAUCAAGCAGAAUAUGCUGAUGCCCUUGAACGUGGGCCUAAAAAUGGUGGAGUAGCUGCCAUUGUCGACGAGCUUCCUUAUGUGGAGGUCUUCUUGUCCUACAGUAACUGCAAUGUUCAGAUAGUAGGACAAGAAUUUACGAAAAGUGGCUGGGGAUUUGCCUUUGAACGGGACUCUCCUCUUGCUGUUGACUUGUCGACUGCUAUACUACAACUCUCAGAGAACGGUGAACUUCAAAGAAUCCAUGACAAAUGGUUGACGAGUAGUGGCAGUUGUUCGAGUCAAUCAAAUCAAGUUGAUGAUAAUCGACUCUCCCUGAAAAGUUUUUGGGGGCUGUUUUUGAUUUGUGGAGUAACAUGCUUUUUGGCACUUAGUAUAUUCUUUUGCAGAGUGUGCUAUCAGUAUAGCCGAUAUGCUCCUGAAGUAGUUAUUCAAGAUGAAAUUGAGGCAGCUGAACCAGUGAGGUCUAGACGUCUUAGCUCGGCCAGCUUUAAGGACUUGAUGGGUUUCAUUGAUAGAAAAGAGGCUGAGAUCAAAGAGUUUUUUAAACGGAAGAACAGCCUAGAGAGCAGCCAGUCACAAACUAGUCGGAGCCAUAGUUUAGGCACCUUAAGUAGUACGGACUAGUAUUCUCUAGGUUUAAAUGGACUAUGCUGCUGUUAUCGUAAGUCCACUCCACAGGUAACAGAAUAGGGAACAUUCCAAUGUAUGGGAUCCUCAUCCUCUUAAGAAACGGAGGUAUAUAAUGAUGAUUACGUGUAUAUGUUUACCUACAAUUAUAAAACAUACUUGAUCUAAUUUUUUUGUCAAUGUAUAUUUCUCAAAUCAUA